GAAGAAGGGAGGGCGCUGGGGACAUUCAAGUUGGCAGAGAGACACUACACUGCAACUGCCCCCAAAUCCCGCCAUGGCUUAUUUGGUUCCAGUAUUUUCCUUGGCCUGCGUGAUGACUCUCAGCUGCCUCCAUGCCUCCCUCUGCCCUCCGCUGCUCACACCAAGUAACGCCACUGAGUUCUCCUGCUCUUCGCCGUCUCUUCAGGAGUUCCCAACAGGCUUCCCUGCGGAGACCCUGCUCAUCUCUGUUGAGUUCACAAACAUCUCCCGGAUCAGCGCAGAGGCUCUCAAGGGCCUUGGCAAACUGCAAGAGCUUCACCUGUCGAAUAACAAACUGAGAUCUCUUCCCGACAGUCUCUUCCGUGAUGUCCCAGAUUUGGCCGCUUUGGAUCUCACCAACAACUUCCUUGAAGACCUGCCUCCAGGGAUUUUCAGGAACACCAGCGCCUUGAAACAACUGGCCCUUGGCGAAAACCAGUUGGCCACCCUGCGGCCAUCUUGGUUUCACCCGUUGCGUCAGCUUAGUAUACUCGACCUGUCCCACAACCUGCUAAAGGACGUGCCCCCCUUUUGCUUCAGUGGGCUGGAGAACGUGACAAAGCUGGAUCUGUCCUUCAACUUCCUUCAUACCUUGACCCCCCAAAUCCUGGAAGGGCUCCUCCACCUAGAGAACCUGAAUCUGGAAGGGAACCAGCUCUCGUCCAUCAUGGAUGCGGCCUUCCGAGGGGCUCCUAGCCUGAAGUUUCUCUUCCUCCAGAACAACACCUUGACCGGUCUCCCACCCGGGCUCUUUGAGCCACUCAACCAUCUAACCAUGCUGGACGUCUCCCACAACAAACUCACAUCUCUCACGCCAAAGUUGUCCAGGCAGGCUACGACACUCAGCCUCGAUCUCUCAGGCAACCCGUGGGCGUGUGACUGCCACAUGAGUCCUCUGGUGACCUGGCUGAAGCAGCUCUCCAUCCCUCUGUGGGCUGAGGCACAGACCGUCUGCGCCAGCCCAAAGGACCUGGAAGGCCAGCUGUUGACAUCUCUCGCCCCUGGCAAAUUAGGCUCCUGCUGAACCCGAAACGUACAUUUCCAUGCACCUCCUCCUCACACAACUAGAAUAUGUACAUAAAUCCUAUCAAAUAGCAACCAACUCACGGCAACCCCAACAAGGGUUUUUCAAGUCAAGGGAGAAGCAGAGGUGAUGGUUUGCCAUCAUCUUCCUCAGCAGAGCCCUCCCCCUUCCUCCCUCCCCUCCCUUGCAUGCCACCCCUC
Molecule: messenger RNA, 1263 nt
Organism: Sphaerodactylus townsendi
Lineage: Eukaryota; Metazoa; Chordata; Lepidosauria; Squamata; Sphaerodactylidae
Gene: LRG1
Product: leucine rich alpha-2-glycoprotein 1
Exons: 2
Coding region: 74-1063 (329 amino acids)
Cellular component (GO): plasma membrane
Molecular function (GO): protein binding
Source: RefSeq, a predicted model, not a curated record